AUGACUGGAACCCAGGAACAGAAGCAACCUGAUGGCUCAUUCAAUCCACCACUUCCUCCGCCUAUUUCAGCGAAUUCUUUUUCCGCCGACACUAAUGCUGAAAUAGCAUCUAAUAUUGCAAUACGCAUUCCACCAGGCUCAAUUUCAUCCUAUGUACGUGCUAUAUUACAGGCAUCCAGUGAAGAGCUUGCAGCAUUGUCUAAACUUGCGGACAAAGUAAUGGAAAUUGACGUCACACGAGCAAUAAUAGGAGCUGAUUUUAUUCGUAAGAUUGGACUACUCAUCGAUCUUAAAGGUAACCGUUUAAUUGACAGCACAACUCAACUUAAAGUUAAAGCGAAUACAACACCAGUGAACGCCACAGAGGUAACUAUAAAAUCAUUCGUUACUACUCAACCGUUUGCCCAUAUUUUGGCAGAUUUCCAAGAGCUUGUUCAUAUGAAUAGGAAUCCGAGUAACACCACAGGAAUCACGCCUCACAUCGAAACUACAGGUGCACCAGUGUUUGCUCGUCCACGUCGCCUCGAUGUAAUUGGUCCAGCCCUUUACAUAUGGUUAAGAAAGCAAAGCAUUUGUGGCGAUUACCGUGCUUUAAAUGCAAAUACAAAACCUGAUCGAUAUCCUAUACCUAUCCAGGAUUUUUCCAACAUAUUGCACGGCCGAAAAGUGCUCUCUAAGAUUGAUUUGCAAAAAGCUUUCCAUCAAAUACCUGUCGAACCUUCAGAUAUUCCGAAGACUGCAAUAACAACUCCAUUCGGAUUAAUCGAGUUCCAUUUUAUGACGAAUGGACUCUGCAAUGCAGCGCAAACUUUCCAGCGGGACAUUCAUCAAGUUCUUCGUGGAUUCGAAUCCUUUACGUUUCCAUACAUGGCCGAUAUUUGCGUUGCAUCGUUUUCAUAA
This is a messenger RNA of Eupeodes corollae, 900 nucleotides long. RefSeq lists its product as uncharacterized. Bases 1 to 900 code for a protein of 299 amino acids. The record is from RefSeq and is a predicted model, not a curated record. The transcript is spliced from 3 exons. NCBI's taxonomy places the organism in Eukaryota, Metazoa, Arthropoda, Insecta, Diptera, Syrphidae.